Molecule: messenger RNA, 1850 nt
Organism: Camellia sinensis
Lineage: Eukaryota; Viridiplantae; Streptophyta; Magnoliopsida; Ericales; Theaceae
Source: RefSeq, a predicted model, not a curated record
CAGCCAUUGAACGUUCCAAAUCAGUUGACUCUGCAGUUCUGGGAAAGUAUAAUUUAUGGAGGAAAGAAAAUGAGAACGAGAACUCUGAUUCAACUGUACGCUUGAUGCGAGAUCAAAUCAUUAUGGCAAGGGUAUACAUAAGCAUUGCAAAUAUGAAAAAUAAGUAUGACUUGGCCCAAGAACUACAGAAUCGGCUCAAAGAAAGUCAGCGUGCCUUAGGGGAGGUAACUACAGAUGCUGAUCUACCUCACAGUGCACCCGAGAAAAUCAAAACUAUGGGCCAACUGCUCUCAAAAAUUAGAGGGCAACUGUUUGAUUGCAAAGUAGUCACUGGAAAGCUGAGAGCAAUGCUUCAGUCAGCAGAUGAACAAGUUAGGAGCUCAAAGAAGCAGAGUACAUUCCUGAGCCAGUUAGCGGCCAAGACUAUUCCAAAUGGAGUGCACUGCUUAUCCAUGCGCUUAACCAUUGAUUACUAUCUCCUCCCACCAGAUAAAAGAAAGUUCCCCAAGAGUGAGAAUCUGGAAAAUCCAAAGCUAUACCAUUAUGCACUUUUCUCUGACAAUGUCUUGGCUGCAUCAGUUGUUGUCAAUUCAACCAUUACGAAUGCGAAGGAGCCAGAGAAACAUGUGUUUCAUCUUGUUACUGAUAAACUGAACUUUGGAGCUAUGAACAUGUGGUUUCUGUUGAACCCGCCUGGAAAAGCUACCAUCCAUGUUGAAAAUGUUGAUGAAUUUAAGUGGCUCAACUCCUCGUACUGCCCAGUUCUGAGGCAGCUAGAGUCUUCUGCCAUGAAGGAGUACUAUUUCAAGGCAGAUCAUUCCACUGCUGGCUCUUCUAAUCUGAAGUACAGGAACCCAAAAUAUCUUUCAAUGCUCAACCACCUCAGGUUUUAUCUCCCACAGGUUUAUCCCAAGUUGGAUAAAAUCCUGUUUCUUGAUGAUGAUAUCGUUGUCCAGAAGGACUUGACAGGAUUGUGGUCGGUGGAUCUCCGUGGAAAAGUGAACGGUGCAGUGGAAACCUGUGGUGAGAGCUUUCACCGUUUCGACAAGUAUCUUAACUUUUCAAACCCACAUAUUGCAAGAAACUUUGAUCCAAACGCUUGUGGGUGGGCAUAUGGGAUGAACUUUUUUGAUCUCGAGGAGUGGAAAAAGAAAGAUAUUACGGGCAUAUAUCACAAGUUGCAGAAUAUGAAGCAAUCAAAUGCUAACAUUGACAAUAGAAAUCAAUUGAAGACGAAGCAUAGGUGUGGGUCAAAAUCUCUCCCAGUUAGGGUACACGAGGCGACAAUUGCAAAUGGGGGCCAACUACCAGAGUUGCCAUGUGUUUACAAAUCUACACACUUUAAUGAUGUCACAAAGCAGUGGAUUUCUCCGGAGUGCGAAGAGAAUUAUGAUAAUAUGAUAAAGAUUCAAGCUGAACAUUGCUCCAGACCUGGUGUGGUUCCAAUUACUCCGGAGGAGCUAUCUGUGAAGGUGCUAAAGCCAAGGUCGGGAUAUGUUAAAGGACUCGGGUUGAGGCGUUCCUUCUCUGUCAGGACUACCAGUGCUUCGACUGACAGUGGCUAUGUGAGGCGUCUAGAGAUGGAAAUACAAGAGCAAAAUGAGCAAAUUCAGUCACAAAAAGAGGAAAUUCAGUCACAAAAAGAGGAAAUUACAGCACAGAAACAUGAAAUUCAAGUAUCUUCUCGUUCUACGCGAGGUUAUGGCUCGAUCGCCGCUAGGGAGUGGUAUGCGGAGCUCCCAGAUACCGUUCGCGAUAUCGUGGACGAUGCAGGAUUUGGACCCUUCUGCGCGGGGCUAUCACGUUACCCGGCGAGCAGGACCUUGAUAGGGGCACUUGUGGAGAGAUAG